UAGCGUUACAGAUUCGAUAAGACUCCUCGUUUUUUCAGCCUCUCUUCGAGAAGAGGAAGACGAAGAAACGGCCGGCCGUUCAUUCAAUGGCCGCGCGUCUUGAUUCGUGCGAUCAAGUCGCGCUAGCUCGACGUUGUCACGCGAAUUUGCGGCUAUACUGCGUGAAUAGACGUUUGAUUGCUUUGGGUAUACUUGUUCACGGCAGCCUGUGAAAUCACGACUCGGGGGGACUCGGUAAAAAACCGAUCGGCGCGCGCUAGCACCAUGGGCACGAGAAACAAAGUGAGCCCGAUCAAGGACUUCAUCGCCGGCGGGUUCGGUGGCAUCUGCACGGUGGCCUCUGGACAUCCUCUCGAUACCAUCAAGGUACGACUACAGACUAUGCCGAAGCCAGGUCCCGGCGAAAGCCCACGCUACACGGGCACCUUCGACUGUGCUAAGAAAACCGUGGUGAAAGAGGGUGUCCUCGGUCUCUACAAAGGCAUGGCUGCACCUCUCACGGGAGUGACGCCCAUGUUUGCAGUCUGUUUUCUUGGCUUCGGGAUCGGCAAGAAGAUUCAGCAGAAGCAUCCCGAGGAGGAGCUCACGUUGCCCCAGCUCUUUUUAGCUGGCAUGCUCUCGGGUGUUUUCACAACAGCGAUUAUGGCCCCUGGUGAACGGAUCAAGUGCCUUCUUCAGGUUCAGCAGGCCCACGCAGACCACGGAGGCAAAGCCCGGUUUGCUGGACCUGUGGACUGUGCCAAGCAGCUAUACCGCGAGGGAGGAAUCCGCAGCAUCUACAAGGGCACGGCUGCAACUCUUCUGCGCGAUGUGCCGGCCAGUGGCAUGUACUUCGCCAGCUACGAGUGGCUACAACGGGUGCUCACACCAAAAGGUGGCAGCCGCUCAGACCUGAGUGUGAAGGUGACCCUGUUUGCCGGUGGCAUGGCGGGCAUCUUCAACUGGCUGGUAGCCAUACCGCCCGACGUGCUGAAGUCACGGCUACAAACAGCACCCGAAGGAACAUACCCCAACGGCAUCAGGGAUGUGUUCCGCGAGCUGAUGAAGCACGAGGGUGUCCGUGCCUUGUACAAGGGUGCUGCCCCGGUCAUGCUUCGAGCGUUCCCCGCAAAUGCUGCUUGCUUCAUGGGGUACGAGGUCGCCAUGAAGUUCCUCAACUGGGCAGCACCCAACUUAUGAAGUGAAACAGCUGUACGAGAAAACACAGUCCUAACUCUCCCUUGUGCAAUGAAACCGGUGGGCUUUUCCCUCGCGAGGCCAUGACUUGCUGUACCGAAGUCCAUCCAGUGCUGUACAUAUAAGCGUAAACGAACUCCUUUUAGACGAGUUACUGUUGUCUGUUAGCCUACGAAUCUAUGUAUGCCGAGCAUAUUGACAAAACACAAAAGUCAUUAUUAGUGUUGUUUGGAAGUAGUGCUCUGGUUCAUGUGCAUAUUUGUUGCUGCCAGUCUGGAAAACUGCAUGAAUGCGCAUGAAGAGGGUAAUGGUAAAGUUGGUUUUGUUGCAAGUGCCGUUUUCCUGCGCGCAAGUACCGUUUCAGGAAGGAAGAGACCCGGCCACUGAGUGCAAAUGUUCUGCUCUCAUUGCUACAUGUUUAGCGGUGUCAGUGGUGCCGAUGUCAGUGCGCAAGAUGGUUACCGUUUUGAAUAGUAGGUUCCUCGAGAAAGAACAAAGGCUAGCUAGCAACAUAAAACGGUUGGUUCGUGCGACACCGGCCGUCAAAGUGCUCUCAAGUGCCCCGACUGCUUCCCACAUCUUGGCUAGAUGCCGCAGUUGUUAAAGUUCUUUUUUUACAUGGUCCACGGCAGCAGAGCACGUUCUGCAAGUCCAUUAGCCGAGGACAUUGAGCAGCUAUUUCUUCGUGACCACCACUGCACCAAACUACUGUUUUUUUUUACGUAGUUGAGUUUUACAUGGUUGCACCACGAUGCUGUGGUGUGUACUUGGUAUACUUUGAAGGUUAUUUGCUCAAUUGCAGUUCUCUAGAGUGCUAGUGUACACUGGGACCAUAUUUAUUUUUGUUCCAGGGAUGAACUGCUCACAGCGUAAACACAUUUUUUUUUAUAGUUCUUUACGAGACAAAGUGCUUAGCAAGUUCUGUCUAUCUGCAUUGUUGCAUUCCAGCAUGUUAAUAAGCCUCCUGCCUUAGAACACAAUGUGCAAUAAUAUGAGUGUUUCAAGUAUUGCUUAAGCCUGUUGGUUUUCUGCUAUGCAAAGAGAUUAUGUAUACUCUGAAAUGCACGCAAUUAUAUAACUGCACUG
Rhipicephalus sanguineus (brown dog tick) is the source of this 2262-nucleotide messenger RNA. RefSeq names its product mitochondrial carnitine/acylcarnitine carrier protein (gene colt). Lineage: Eukaryota; Metazoa; Arthropoda; Arachnida; Ixodida; Ixodidae. Gene Ontology annotation, cellular component: mitochondrial envelope. The record is from RefSeq and is a predicted model, not a curated record. Bases 265 to 1179 code for a protein of 304 amino acids. The transcript has 9 exons. Gene Ontology annotation, biological process: mitochondrial transport; carnitine transmembrane transport. Gene Ontology annotation, molecular function: O-acyl-L-carnitine transmembrane transporter activity.